GUUCGCAACAACUUCACGUCCCGGGUUACCGCCCUCUAGCUUCCGCUUCCGGAAGCACCGCCUUCUAACCCCACGGCUUCGCAGGGGAGCUUCCGGCCCGAGGCCGAGAGCUUCCGGGUUGCAGCGGGUCAGAGGUCACCCCGGGAUCUGACAGGCAUGGCGGCGGAGCCGGCCGAGGUGGAGGAGGCCGCGCAGGUCUUCCUGCUCAUGCGCAAAGGCCACCGCAUCUCCCGCAACGUGCGCUUAGCCUGGUUCCUGAACCACCUCCGUCAGACUGUGCGGGCCGCGUCCCCGGAGGAGCUGCUGCACUCCGAGCCCGAGCUGGCCGUGCUCAGCGUCCUGCCCCCGGGCUGGCAGCCCGACGAGCCGCUGGCACCGCCGGGCCGGGCCCUGCUGCUGGUGCCAUCCACGCGCGUCACCUUUCUGGCGUGGCGCUACCGCUUUGUCAUCGAGCUGGACCUGAGCCCGUCCACGGGCAUCGUGGAUGACUCCACUGGAGAGAUUCUCUUUGACGAAGUGUUCAGGGCCCUUUCCCGAUGCCUGGAGGGGCUGCUGCGGCCCUUCCGAGUCCCCGGCUCCUCCAUCACCUUCCAGCCAGAGAUCUAUGUCACUGUGCAGGCCUAUUCCUCCAUCAUUGGCCUGCAGUCCCACCAGGUGCUGGCCCAAGGCUACCUCUUGGAGCCUUCUCGGCGGGAGGCCUUCCUGCAGCAGGUAUACAGCCAGCUGUGUGUCUUCGAGAACAAGGUGGCUGCUACACUUCAGCAACAGUAUGAGCCCCGGAGCCAGGCGGACGCAUCUCAUCUGAGCCAGGACCGGCCCCCCAGUUCAGCAGGGGUCUCCAUGGUGACAGCUGACAUCGGCCUCGUCAGUAUGAUCCGCCAAGGCAUUCUAGCUCUGCAGCUUCUGCCGUCUAACUCCAGCGCCGGCAUCAUUGUGAUCACUGACGGGGUGACCAGUGUCCCAGACGUUGCAGUGUGUGAGACACUGCUGAAUCAGCUACGAAGCGGCACCGUGGCAUGUUCCUUUGUGCAGGUGGGUGGUGUGUACUCCUACGACUGCAGCUUCGGCCACGUGCCCAACGUGGAGCUAAUGAAGUUCAUGGCCAUGGCGACCUUUGGUUCCUACCUGUCCACGUGUCCAGAGCCGGAGCCGGGUGGCCUCGGGCUGACUGUGUACCACCGAGCAUUUCUCCUCUACUCUUUUCUGCGCAGUGGAGAGGCCCUGAAUCCUGAGUAUUACUGUGGCUCCCAGCACAGGCUGUUUAAUGAACAUCUGGUGUCAGCAAGCAGCAACCCUGCCUUGGCGCUGCGGCGCAAGAAGCACGCAGAGAAGGAGGUGCCUGCUGACCUGGUCAGCACCGUGUCCGUGCGCCUGAGGGAGGGCUACAGUGUCCGUGAGGUCACCCUGGCCAAAGGGGGCUCCCACUUGGAGGUGAAGCUGGUUCUGCUGUGGAAGCAUAACAUGAGGAUUGAGUACGUGGCGCAGGCACCCUGGCCCCUGGAGAGUGCAGGUCCUCGGGGGACAUGGGUGGAGGUGACCAUGGAAGGAGGCUACGACAUCCUGCAUGACGUGUCCUGUGCCCUGCGGCAGCCCAUCCGCUCCCUCUACCGCACCCAUGUCAUCCGCCGCUUUUGGAACACGCUGCAGAGCAUUAACCAGACAGACCAGAUGCUGGCACAUCUCCAGGCUUUCUCCUCUGUGCCAGAGCAUUUCACCCUUCCCGACAGCACCAAGAGUGGAGUUCCCCUCUUCUAUAUCCCACCUGGCUCUACCACCCCAGUGCUCUCCCUUCAGCACAGUGGCUCUGACUCCUCUCACUCACAGUUUGCCGCCUACUGGAAGCCAGUCCUCUCCAUGGAUGCCAACUCGUGGCAGCGCUGGCUGCACAUGCACCGGCUUGUGCUGGUCCUUGAGCACGACACGCCGAUCCCCAAACACCUGCACACACCAGGGAGUAAUGGACGUUACAGCACCAUCCAGUGCCGAAUUUCACAUUCAGCAUUGACGUCUCUUCUCCGGGAUUGGAGUAGUUUCGUGCUCGUCGAGGGUUACUCAUAUGUCAAACUGCUACACAGUGCCCCAGACCUGCCCCCUUCCUCCUUCUACAUGGUCCGAAUCAUCUCCAAAGCUCCGUGCAUGGUGCUCAGACUCGGUUUCCCCAUUGGCACACCAGCUCAAUUACGCAACAAGAUCGUGGAUGAGCUGCGGGAGGAGAUCUUGAAGCUUCGCUUCCCCCACCGGGUGCAGAGCAAGGAAGCCACCCCCAAAGUGAAGCGGAAAGGACUGGGGGCAGGCAGCUCUCCCUCUAAGUCGCCUCCACUCCUUGUGCCUCAACCCACCCUGUCUGAUCGGCCCUGCCUGAUCGUCCUGCAGAAGCCCCUGGACAAGCUGUUGAUCAGGUAUGAGAAGCUGCCCCUGGAUUACCGCGCACCCUUCAUGCUGGCCCUGGAGCCGCCAGGACCAUUGGCCCUGGUGUCCGGCCGCUCCGCCUCCUCCAGCCUGGCCUCGCUGUCACGCUACCUCUGCCAUCAGCGCUGGGUCUGGACUGUGCAGCCUGCCCUGGUGCCCGUGCUCCCCCUCAGUGCUGUGGCUCAGCUGCUUUCCACGCUCACUGAAGUCCGUCUGGCCGAGGGGUUCCAUUUUGCCUCCAGCGGGGAAGGGAUCAUCACAAUGGUCCUGGAGCUCCCGAUACAGAGCGAAUCUCCCGGAGUGGCAGGAGGAAAUGAGACCCCCACAUGCAUUGUCCAGUAUCUCCUCUUCCCUCCUCAUUCCACCUCCACCAAGGACAGCUUUUCUACAGACGAUGACAAUGAUGGAGAAGUGGAGGCCCUGGAGGGCGAUUCCGAGCUGAACCUGGUCACUGAGGUCUGGGUGGAGCCCCAGUGUGGGCGUGUGGGCUCUGGCCCCGAGGGCUGCAGGCAUCUCCGAGGUCUGACCUACCCAGAGCUUCCCCGAGCGCUUUUCCCCAGAGAUGCCGCCUGUGUCAGCUCCAUGCUCAGCUUCGAAUACCUGAGCCACCUCUGCCAGAGCAAAGAGUGGAGCCCCCCGCCUCCCGAACCCAGGGCUCCUGAUGGGCGCGAUGUAGCAGGAGGUCCCUGUGUCCAUGAGAUCCCAUUUCGGUUUGACCUGAUGCGCUUGCUGCUGCGGUGUCAGCGGAUGCAGACGGCCUUUGGUCUGCUAACCAGAGAGGCCGAAGGCCCCAGUCCCGAGGCCCACAGUCCUGCCAACGAGACCCUGCUGGGCCUACUGCACCGCUGCCUAGGGCAGGAGCUGAGUGACCGUGAGCUCCCUCUCUCUGCGGCCGAGCAGAAGACCUUUCUGAGCCAGGUGCUACAGUGGGGAGCCCCAGGCCCAGAGGUGCGUCCCUCGGGAGGCUCCGAGCCCCAAGGCCGCUUGGGCGGUUCUCAGGACUUGAGUCACUCUGCAGUCACACCUCUGCCUCCCACGGAGACCUCGCCCCCUCAGUGGCGCUGCUAUGGCCGGCUUGUGACACCACAGCAUGUGCUGCUCACCUUUCUCCCAAGCACCUUCACAGAUGUCCAGCGCCUAGUUGCUUGUGGAGUUGGCCGGCCCCUUCAAGAAGAGAUGAGGCCUGCACCGGGAGAGUGGAAUGCCGUCUGGAGCCCUGAGGAUUUAGGAGGAGCGAGUCAGAAGGACACCAAAGCCCUGAUUCCUGCCCUCAGUGUGACCCCUGCCAGCGACAAAGCUCAGGAUCAGGGGGAGCUUGCUCUGCCUCCUGGAAAGGACCCCCAACCCUGGCCUGCGCGUCAGACCUCGCAAACUGAGGGUGGGGAAGGGCCACGCUCUCGCUGCCCAGUCUUUGUCUACAGCUGCUCGUUGGAUGCACUGAGAGAGCAGGUGGUCAGCACUCAGCCCUGUAGGGUUCCUCAAGAGCUCACCCUCACGUCUCAGUUCCUUGAGCACCCCUCCCCUACAUCCACCUGGCUAGACCCCAAGUUUAAGGAAGUGGCCGAUCACUGUGCGCUCCUUCAGGAACAUGCCCAGCGGUGCUACGUCCGAGGCCUGUUCCGCAGCCUCCAGCAGGCCCAGGUCGUGAGCUGCCAGGACCUCCUGGUUGCUGUGGACGCCUGCGAGGAGCUGCUUCAGGAAAUUGACAUCACACCGUUCCUGUUGGCGCUCUGUGGUCGUGCUCACGGGCUGCCCCAAGGGCCCGGGAGCUGCAGCCUCGAGGAAGGCUCUGAGCCUCGCGACAGGGCAGUCCCGGCCUCAGAGCUGAGUGCAGAGGCAGAGGAUUCCAGUGAGCCUGAAGCCCUGUGCAUGCAGGACCCUGCGGCCCCAGGGCCAGAGCUUCUGCUUUCGGAGGUCUGCCAGCUCUCUGGUGGGACCCAUGACCAGCUGCACAGCAUCAUUCAGGAGAAGUUCUUGGAGAUCAGUCGCCUGCACUUCCGAGCCGUGCCCUCCAACCCCCACUAUUUUUUCUACUGCCCACCCUCCAGCAAACGCGAGGAUGAGAGCACUCGCGAUGGCCUGGACAGGAAAGUCAGUGACCUGGAGCUCUCAGAGGCUGAGCCAGCAGGCGACGAAGGAGAGGUGUCCGGAGGCUGCAUUGCUACCGAGAGUGACCCAGAGCUGGAAGUUGAGUAUCGAGACAGCCGGGACAUGGAGCUGGAGCCUCCAGACUCCGCGUCACUCUCUGACGAGGACACCAUGAACCCCGACGAAGACUCCUUCAGUGUCCUGGGGGAGGAUGUGGCCCUUGGCCCCGAGGGCAAUGCCCACGACCUGCCCCCUCUCUUCCUACACCUCACCUGCUCUGUGCGCCUCCGAGGACAGCAUAGCUCCGUGCCCGUGCAUACGCUGCCCACCUGCCUGGGUCAGGUCUUGUCCUCCCUGGAGAGCCCGCCCCUGGGGAGUCGCCUGGCCUUGCAGGACCUUAGCGUGACCCUGGACGUCUUCAUCCUCACCCUGCCCCUGGAGGUGGAGCUGCCCCCAGCCUCGGACCCCCAGCACCACAGGUCUGUCUCGGAGAGCAGCGCCUCUUUCCCUCGGUCUCCUGGGCAGCCUUCUUCCCUGCGCUCUGACGACAGCCUGGGACCCCCACUGCCCCCCCCAGACAUAGAGAGGCAGCCGGGGCUGUCCAGCCUCCCCUUACCUCACCGGCAGGCGAUCGAGACCACCAUGAGCGAGAUUCGCUGGCUGCUCGAGGACGAGAUGGUGGGGGCCCUGCGUCGGGGGGGUGUCCCCAGCGGCCCCUCCCUCCAACGAGUAGCAGCCCACAUCCACGCUUCCCCUGGACGCUCGACCUGCCUUCGACAGACGCUGCCUCUCAGCUUUGUCUUCGGGCCAGAACGCUCCCUGGCCCGCUUUAAAGAGGAGUUCUGUCGACUUCAUCUCCCAGGCCACUCCCUGUGCCAGGACCCCGACAGUGGCUGCUUCUUUGUGUCUGUCAGCCCUACCCUCCCUGAGGAGCCCCCCACCCCCUGGACCUGGGUCAGUCAUGAGGACCAAGCGACACACUCCGGCCCGGCAGAAGUUCUGCCGACCAGUCCCCAAGUCCCUGGGUCCCCUGAUGACAACGAGAGCUCCACUCUGAGUGCCUUGCCUGGUAUGGCCCCCCUGGGGUCUCAUGGAGCCUGUGGCAGCCAUCCCGGCCCCAGCCGAGGACCGAGCGUGGUGUCUAGCCAGGGCAGCAUGGACUCUGACCAGCUAGGCUAUGAUGGAGGCAGCAGCAGCGGCUCAGAAAAUGAGGGACCGAAGGCAGCCCUGGGGGAAAAGGUUGUCCCCACACUGAAGGAGCCUCCGGGCCUCACGCCAACCAGACCACCGGGCCAGGAGACGUCCCUGGGGCCUGCCCCACAGCAGCAGCCCCCACCCAGCCUCCCAGGACCACGUCUGCCUGACUUCUGGCUCCUCGUCCGGGUCAUGCAGGAUCGAGUGGAAGUCUAUGCCCAUGCACGGAGCCUCAGUCGGGAUGAGAGUGGACCAGGCUCCGAGUGCCGGCAGCUGCAGCAGCUCUUGGUGAAGAAGGUCGGAGAGAUCUGCAGGGAGGUCAACCAGCGUCUGCUUCUUCAAGACCUCCAUGACAGCCAUGUCUGUAACUCCCUGCUUGUGGCUGAGAGCGAGGAGGAUCUCUGGCGGAGUGAGACCCCCUUUCAUCCCCGCCAGCGGACCCUGCUGCCCAGUGAUGAUUAUGCAGCUGAUGAGAGCUGUCCCCCCCGCGGCUACCUGGCAGCCACGAUGCAGUUUGUGCCGGGACACUUCUCCUGCAAUGUUGUUUGGGGGACUGUGAUCCGCGUCCAUUCCCGACUCAAAAUGGGGCCCAGCAUGGGAGUGUCCCGGGCCAUCCAGGCACUUCGUUCUGUGCUCAACGCCUUCUCGGUGGUGAACAGGAAGAACAUGUUUGUAUACCAGGAGCGAGCCACUCGAGCCGUCUAUUACCUGCGACUUCUGGAGACCUCGUGCAGUGAGAAGCUCCUGGACGGGGAUGCUCUGCCCCCCUCCCUGGCCCUCUCCAGAAGCCAGGAACCCAUCUGCCCUGAGGAGGCCUCGGGCCCUCGGUCUCCUUUGGAAGUGGCCUCCAGCCGGAGUUCUGAGACCACCCGUCCUGUGGGCCAGGUUGACCGACACAUUCAACUCCUAGUGCAUGGUGUGGGACAGGCAGGCCCCGAGAUCACAGAAGAGCUGGUGCGAGCCCUGCGGCGGCGCCUGGACGAGGCCACCUUGGACAUCAUCACCGUCAUGCUUGUGCGCAACUGCAAACUCACUCCCGCUGAUGUAGAGUUCAUCCAGCCCCCGGGAAGCCCCCCCUCUGAGGUUCUCCACCUGGUGCUGCCGCCCACCUGUCGGCCAUGGCUCCCGGCCUUGGCCUGGUACCUGCGGCAGAAUCUGCUCAUCUUCCUGCACUCGCCAAAGUACACAGACAGCAACAGUUGCCAUCACUUCCAGCAUCCUUUCCACCCUCCUAGUGGCCUUCCUGACUCUGAUAUUUAUCUCUACAACAAGCCUGGUGGCCAAGGCACUGGGGGAAAAGGGGUUGCCUGCAUCGCCCUCUCCUUCAUGGAUGAAGGGGGAGCCCCCAUCUCACUGGGGCUCUGGCCCCCUGCUGCUCCGGCCCCCCUGGACCUGCUGCAGGACACCGACUUUGAGAGUCUCACCAGGGUCACCUGCUGCCCCACGCCAGCCAACAGCACUGCUGCAGUUUUCUCUCCACCAGGUCAGGGCCAGGACCUGCAGCUGCGGCUGGACAUAUGGGAGAAGGGGAACAUCAGCCGCCCACAGCUAGAAGAGAAGUUGCGUGGAGCCGCCCGGCACGCCUUGGCUGAUGCUGUCUUGGAGCUCCGGCUGCUUCCAGCCCCCCUGUGUGUGGAGGAGGUCCCGCCAGGAAGCCCGAGGAGCACCUCGCUGGAGGCCAAGAGCCCGGGAGACCCAGGCAGCACCUCCCCUCUCCCCUUCCCACCAGCCCUGAGCCCAGGAGAGCCUGUCACACCCCCAAGCAAAAUGGGCCGGCGCAGCUUCUGGGAUAUGCUGAGUAAAGCUGAAGGUGGCGAUCUUGGUUCCCCAAAGACAACAGAUGACAUUGUACUGGAAAGGUCAGAAGACACCCGGGGAAGGAGGCGUCACAAGACUGAGAGCAUCCGGCCCCCGGGGGGACCAGAGCGGACACCCGCCCCUGAGCUGGGUGCCCAGGGUCACAGGCGCCGGGCCGCGCAGCUAGAAGAAGGGGAGGUGGGCGUCCUCCAUCCGGGCUUGGCACGAGCGGGUCAGCGCUGGAUGGAGUUCAUGGCCCGGAUCGGGUGUCCUUCUGUUUCUGGAAGCUCUACCCGCAUGGUGUCCCGCUUCCUUCUUCCCUCGGUUCUGACUGAAACCAUUUCGCUUGUGGCCUCGUUGGCAGGAGAUACCAGCGUCCGCAUGUUUGAGCGACAGCCGAGCUCAGACCCUGUAAUCUUCACCCCCUGCUCCACUGCGCAGCUGCACCCCCCGCCCCGCCCUGGAGCUGAGCGCCAUCUGCUGCUCUUGGGAAGGAACUUCUCCCAGUGGCGGAGGCCAACCCAGCAGGCUCCCAAGGCCAUGCAGCGUUUCGAGCCGGGAGUGGAAGGAUCUGGUCGGGAUGCCCCCCGACAGCGACUCCUCCUCCUGCGGGUUAUGGACACCAAGCUGCAGCUGCUGACCUAUAAUUGGGCCCCGGACCUGGGAGGGGCCCUCAGCCGUGCCCUAGGCCGCCUCUUACAGUGGCAGAAUGCGCGGGCCCACCUCGUCCACUGUCUGCUCAGUCAGAAGCUUGGUCUCUUCCACCACUAUGGUCACCUAGACUGCCCCGGGCAUGAUGACAAGGAGCCAAAUCCGUUCCUGACCCCAUCUCUGGAGGCUGAGACCCUCAUCCGAAGCCCUGGCCCCCCACCCAGCCGGGAACAGGGACGACUGAGUAGCUCCUCCCGGGGAGGGGCCGGCCUGGCCCCUGAAACGAUGCCUUUCGAUGAGGCCUUGAGGGAUAUUGCUGCUGCCCGCCCGGGGCCAGCCCCCCGUCCCCCUGACCCCGUUACUUAUCACGGGCAGCAGUUCUUGGAGAUCAAGACAGCAGAACGAAGAGAGCUGGAACGUCAGAUGAAGAUGGAGAAUCUCUUUGUGACAUGGCAGCAGAGAUCUGCCCAGUCCAACAUGCCCAUCAGUGCUGGGGAGCUGGAGACCCUGAAGCAGUCUUCACGCCUGGUCCACUACUGUGCCACUGCCCUGCUCUUUGACCCGGCUUCCUGGCAACACGGGCCUCCUGAGCCCACAGCGCCCACUGAGGGAAAGCGCCGCCAUCGCUCCAAUGAGUCAGGGGGUGGAGGCCGAGAGUCGGCUCCGAGCUGUGAGGGUGGGGAGCUGCCCACCCCAGGGUUCCGAGAGGAGCCGUGGCUCCGGGAGCUGAGCUCGACCUUCCUGCUGCAGUAUGUGCAGUACCUUCAGAGCACAGGCUUUAUCCUGGUGCAGCUGCGGCCCCCCUCACCCACACGCAGCACCAGCCGGCUCCGGGCCAUGGCCAUCCUGGGCACCGAAGGUCGAGGCUCUUUCUCCUGUCCCAAGACCAAGACAGAUGGGAGCCCAAAGAGUGCCAGCUCACCCAUCACCACGUACCACCUGCAACGGGCUCUGCCUGGAGGCAUUGUGCUCAUGGAACUGGCUUUCCAGGGCUGUUACUUCUGUGUGAAGCAGUAUGCACUGGAGUGUUCCCGCAUCCCCAUGGGGCAGGCUGUCAAUUCCCAGCUCUCCAUGCUGUUCACCGAAGAGUGUGACAAGGUCCGGGACCUGAUGCACGUGCACUCCUUCAGCUACGACUUCCACCUGCGGCUGGCGCAUCAGCACGUGCUGGGCUCCCACAUGGCCUUGCGCCAGGGCUACCACCUGACCAGCUUCCUGCGCUGCUUCCUCACUCACCACCCCGACGGCCCCAACUUUGGCCGCAACCACAUCUACCAGGGGACCAUGGAGCUGCCCACCCAGCUGAUCGCCGCGCACCAGCUCUACAACUAUGUGGCCGACCACGCCAGCACCUACCACCUGAAACCACUGCGCAUGGCUCGCCCUGGCGGGGGCCCUGAACACAACGAAUAUGCCCUGGUGUCUGUGUGGAACAGUCCGGGCGUCUACCAGGACUCGGAGGGCCUGCGUCACCAGGAUGACUUCGACGUGUCCCUGCUGGUGUGUCACUGCGCCGCCCCCUUCGAAGAGCAGGGGGAGGCAGAGAGACAUGUGCUCCGCCUGCAGUUCUUCGUGGUGCUCACCAGCCAGCGGGAGCUCUUCCCCCGGCUCACAGCCGACAUGCGCCGCUUGCGGAAGCCCCCUCGCCUGGCCCCUGAACCGGAAGGUCCCAGUGGGACAAGGGGGGGCCCCAGUGAGGUAGGGGGAGGCCCCCAAGGUUCUGACCUCAGCCCUGAGGCAGGCUCAGCAGCCCCCCUGUUCCCACCACUUGCUGCUGAGGUGGGUGUGGCACGGGCGCUGUUGGCACAGCUGGUACAGCAGGCAGGUGGGCACUGCCGCCGAGACACUCUCUGGAAGCGCCUCUUCCUUCUGGAGCCACCGGGAGCUGACCGCCUGCGGCUGGGCGGAAGGCUGGCCCUGGCAGAGCUGGAGGAACUGCUGGGAGCUGUGCACGCCAAGUCCAUUGGGGACAUUGAUCCCCAGCUGGACUGCUUCCUGUCCAUGACGGUCUCCUGGUACCAGAGCCUCGUCAAAGUCCUUCUGAGCCGCUUCCCCCAGAGCUGCCGCCACUUCCAGAGCCCAGAUUCGGGGACUCAGUAUUUGGUGGUGCUAAACCAGAAGUUUACGGACUGUUUCGUGUUGGUAUUUCUGGAUUCUCACUCAGGAAAGACGUCACUCACAGUGGUGUUCCGAGAGCCAUUCCCUGUGCAGCCCCAGAACAGCGAGAGCCCCCCUGCCCAGCUGGUCUCCACCUACCACCACCUGGAGUCUGUCAUCAACACAGCCUGCUUCACCCUGUGGACUCGACUCCUCUGAGGAAGGGAAUGUGCUCCCCAGACCUGCUGACUGCUGGGAGUCCUCCCUAGAGCUGAACACCCUGGGCGGCUCUGGAGGGCCCCUGCACCUGGGGAACACUGGGAGCCCUCCCUCAAGGCCCCCCACCCUACACUGGUGACUCCUAUGGAUCCACCCCUGGAUGGGUGGGCCUAAUAACUUGGGGGUGCGCUGCUGGCCUCCAGGCUUCCGCUUCUCAGGCAGGAGUGGCACCGACUGAGCCCUCCACAAGCCCACCCUGGCAGGAGGGCCCUGGGCCUCCAGCCACCAUGGGAUGCCCUCCAUGGGAGGGAAAGGAGAAGAGAAGAGAAAAGGUGGACCAGAGCCCCGAGAAUAUGGGGUGUCUCCUGCUGCUGUCUUGGGAACCGGGGUGAUCCUGGGGACUGUGGGGCCCCUCGGCCACAGGGCUGUUCAUGCAGAUCCCGUCACUUGCCCCAGACCAGGUCUUGGCACUGGCCCAUCCAUUCUCCCUUCAGGCCCCCGGUCCAUUUUGGUCUUCGAGGGCUUCCAGAAUUUGCUGCCAACAGUCACAAUGGCUGGUCUGUGAAGCCCCUGCAUGCACUGGGGAAUGGGAGCAGGGGACAGGCCCGAGUGAGAGUGGGUAACCAUGGCAGCCCCGGCCUAGCCACCACCCCCAAAGCUCACUAUCUCCAGGAGUACGAUGGGGAUCCACCUCAUGAGUCUCCUAUGGGGAAUGUGGGAACUUAGCAGGGCUACAGCAAAGCUGCUCUGGUGCUCCCAGAUUUCCACAUGGCCUCCAGGGUCUGGCUCACAGAAUUUUUCCAGGCCCGAGCGUCCUCAGCAGAGCGGGGAUCUGAGGCCCAUCAGGGAAAGGUGGUUCUGCCGCUGCCCCAACAGGACCAAGGCUCUCUGAGGAUUUGGGAGACAGCCAACAGUAAUUGCCUACUGUAUGUAGCAGCUCCUCCUUGGGAUCCAGGCGGGGUGUACCUGAGGCCUGACCAGGAAGAGCACGAGCUGUGUCCUUGCCUCCUCCUACUGUAGGACAUGCUCACAUCUCCACCGCUGCUCCCUGACCUUCACUCUCCUCUCUGCUCUCUUUCUCUCGCUCUCUGCCUUGACAAGUUUAGCUUUGGACACUCCCAAUAAAAGACUGUGACCAAGGAUAAGUCCGAUGUCUC
This is a messenger RNA of Dromiciops gliroides (monito del monte), 11612 nucleotides long. It is a transcript of the gene SZT2, whose product is annotated as SZT2 subunit of KICSTOR complex. NCBI's taxonomy places the organism in Eukaryota, Metazoa, Chordata, Mammalia, Microbiotheria, Microbiotheriidae. The coding region runs from base 157 to 10455 and encodes 3432 amino acids. The record is from RefSeq and is a predicted model, not a curated record. Gene Ontology annotation, cellular component: peroxisome. The transcript has 72 exons.